GGUUUAGCUUUACAUUGGAAGGAAAAUUUUCAAGUUUUGUUUAUUAAAAAAGCAAAUCAGAGCACGAGAUUACAUCUAAUACUUUUUUUCUAGUCUCAUGGGAAUAGUGACGUGUCUUCCACUUGUUCUUGCCUGGACUUGCUGUAUAUCAGUGACAGAGUCCAGAGCUUCCCAAGUAUUCUCUGUGUCAACUGAUGCAAUCAAAGCGUACCUAGAUCUAAUGAAUGCAGAGAGAAAGCUCUACGGACUUGUACCCCUGGGCUGGAACAAUGUUUUGAGGAACAGGGCCAAUACGUAUGGCCUUAUAUGUGAUAAUCACAGAGGUUAUGGUGCACCAGCUGAUAAAUAUGGUCAACUUUUGUUCAAGACAAGCAAUAAAUACACCCCACAAAAUGGCGAUCUGGCUAGGAUGGCUGUGGCAGAGUGGCUUAAAGAAAAGAGCAGAUUGGACCCUCCUGCCUACCGCUGCACUACCAGAUCUAUUCUACAAUGCGCUCAGUACGCCCAGAUUGUGAAUAAAGACGCAAGACACGUUGGCUGUGGAGAGAUGCAAUGCUUCAGAAGAGUGGUCGUUUGUGGCUUUGACCAUCCAUUAAGUGGAACUGAGACCAAGAAACCAGGGACUUAACUCACUGUCCAAAAAUAAAGAUUCAGUUUUACACGGAC
Biomphalaria glabrata is the source of this 666-nucleotide messenger RNA. RefSeq lists its product as uncharacterized. Bases 98 to 628 code for a protein of 176 amino acids. The transcript is spliced from 6 exons. NCBI's taxonomy places the organism in Eukaryota, Metazoa, Mollusca, Gastropoda, Planorbidae. The record is from RefSeq and is a predicted model, not a curated record.